AUGUGGAGAAUUUUUGCUUAUGAUAUUCAUCAUAGAUGGCCGGCAGUACAGAGGUUGACUUUUCACUUGCCAAACCAGCAACAUGUUGUAUUCGAUGAUGCUGAUAUCACUACUUAUGUUUAUUUACGGAACAAAAAUUUGCUGACGAUGUUUAUGGGUUGGAUGAUGGCCAACUGGCGGUUCCCAGAGGGGAGGUCAUUAACAUAUGUUGAAUAUCCAGGCAAAUUUGUCUAUUGUUCGAAUAGCAGGGAGUGGAAGCCAAGACAGAGGGGAUUCUCAAUUGGAAGAUUGAGUUUUGCUCAUCCCUCAUCUGGUGAACUUUUCUACAUGCGGAUGCUUUUGAAUGAGCAGAGAGAGGCAUGUUCCGCCAUGGGAUUCUUGAUAGAUGAUAAGGAGUAUGUUUCUGCUAUUAAGGAAGUCGCCGAGUUUGCGUCAGCUGCACAGCUAAGGAGGCUUUUUGUGAUGUUGUUGCUAUCUGGUUCCAUGGGAAGACCUCUGUCAGUUUGGGAACAAACUUGGACUUAUUUGUAUGAUGAUAUUCUUUAUCGCAGAAGACAUGAGCUACAAUAUCCCGAUCUAACGAUGAGUCAGGACGAGUUGCAAGUAUUUUGUUUGUUGGAGAUUGAGAAACUAUUGCAGAGUAAUGGAAAAUCAUUGAGAAAUUAUGCUGGCAUGCCAUAUGAUAUUGUUUCUUUGACUCGUGAGCACGAUGCAAAUGUCUCCAAGUUAAAUGAAGAACAGAGGGUGGUCUACGAUAAAAUUAUUGAUUGUGUUUCGAAUAAGAGGCAUGGAUUCUUUUUUGUCUACAGGUUUGGUGGAACUGGAAAAACUUUUUUAUACAGAGUUUUGUCAGCUAGAUUGCAAUCUGAGAAAAAGAUUGUUAUAAACAUUGCUUCUAGUGGUAUUGCUUCUCUAUUGUUACCUGGUGGUAAAAUGGCGUAUUCUAUGUUCAAUAUUCCUGUUGAGCUGACUGAAGACACUGUUUGUCGGAUUAAGAAGGAUAGUCCAAAAGCUGAGGUAGUCCGGUUGGCCGAUUUGAUUAUUUGGGAUGAGGCACCAAUGACUAACAAAUUAGCAUUUGAAGCUCUCGAUAGGACUUUGCGGGAUAUAAUGGUUUCGGUCUCUGAUAGGAAUAAAGAUGUACCUUUUGAUGGGAAGGUGGUCGUUCUUGGUGGUGAUUUCAGGAAGGUCUUGUCAGUUAUUCCAAAAGGUUCUCGUGCUGAGAUUGUGAUGGCGUCCAUAAAUUCUUCUGUCCUUUGGAAAUACUGUGAAGUUUUGCAAUUGACCAAAAAUAUGAGGUUAGCAAGUGGAUUGGAACAAUCAACUGCUCAGGAGUUAAGGUCGUUUUCAGAUUGGAUACUUUAUAUCGGUGAAGGUUGUCUAUGUGGAACUCUGGUCAACGACAAACUUCUUGUUGAUAUUCCUUCUGAUCUAAUCAUUCCUGUUUUGGAAAACCCAGUGGAAGAUAUUGUAAAUACAAUCUAUCCAAAUUUGGUUCAGAAUUUUUGUGAUCCAAGCUUUUUCCAGGAUAGGGCAAUAUUGGCUUCGAUUGUCGAGAAUGUUGAAGAGAUAAAUAAUUAUAUAGUUGACUUAUUGCCCGGUGAGGAGAAAAAUUAUCUCAGUGCUGAUUUGAUAUGUGGUAGUGAUGCCUAUUCUGAUGUUGAAGUUGAUUGGAUAAAUGUUGAAUUCUUGAACCAGAUUAGGUGUUCUGGUCUACCUAAUCAUUCCUUAAAGUUGAAAAUAGGCAUGCCUAUUAUUUUGUUGAGGAAUGUUGAUCCAGUUGGGGGUUUGUAUAAUGGGACUCGACUUGUUGUGCGAGAUCUAGGGACAAAUGUGAUCGGUGCGGAUAUUGUUUCUGGUAGCAAUAUUGGGGAUAAAGUUUUUAUCACCAGAAUAAAUUUGAUUCCCAGUGAUACGAUUAUACUGUUUAAAUUCCAACGCCGUCAAUUCCCAGUUUCUUUGUCAUUUGCGAUGACAAUAAAAAAAAGUCAAGGUCAGACAUUAUCAACAGUUGGUUUGUUCUUGCGUCUUCCUGUGUUUUGUCACGGUCAACUUUAUGUAGCUCUUUCCCGAGUUAGGAAUAGAAAUGGUUUGAAGAUUUUACUUUGUGAUGAAGGAUUAGUUGAUCCUACCAAGACUGAAAAUGUUAGAGGGACAUCUUCUUCAGGUUUUAUACGACCAAGUGUUUCUCCGUGGGGUGCUCCAGUGUUACUGGUGAAGAAGAAGGAUGGGAGUAUGCGGCUCUGUGUGGACUACAGGCAGUUGAACAAGGUGACAAUAAAGAAUAAGUACCCAUUGCCGAGAAUCGAUGAUCUCAUGGAUCAGUUACAAGGAGCUGGAGUUUUCUCUAAGAUUGACUUGCGAUCCGGUUAUCACCAGAUAAGGGUGAAGGGCGAGGAUAUCCCUAAGACCGCUUUCAGGACUCGUUAUGGUCAUUACGAGUACACUGUGAUGUCCUUUGGGUUGACGAACGCUCCUGCGGUAUUCAUGGAUUACAUGAAUAGAGUCUUCCGUCCGUUUCUGGAUAAAUUCGUUGUUGUCUUCAUCGAUGACAUACUGAUUUAUUCCAAG
This is a messenger RNA of Arachis stenosperma, 2571 nucleotides long. RefSeq lists its product as uncharacterized. The transcript has 6 exons. Gene Ontology annotation, molecular function: DNA helicase activity. Gene Ontology annotation, biological process: telomere maintenance; DNA repair. Lineage: Eukaryota; Viridiplantae; Streptophyta; Magnoliopsida; Fabales; Fabaceae. The annotation marks the transcript as partial. The record is from RefSeq and is a predicted model, not a curated record.